This is a messenger RNA of Habropoda laboriosa, 3541 nucleotides long. RefSeq names its product cAMP-specific 3',5'-cyclic phosphodiesterase 4D (gene Pde9). Lineage: Eukaryota; Metazoa; Arthropoda; Insecta; Hymenoptera; Apidae. Gene Ontology annotation, biological process: cGMP catabolic process. Gene Ontology annotation, molecular function: 3',5'-cyclic-GMP phosphodiesterase activity. The transcript has 9 exons. The record is from RefSeq and is a predicted model, not a curated record. The coding region runs from base 269 to 3541 and encodes 1090 amino acids.
UCAUCGACGGGAUCCUGCAACGCUCAAUCGUUCAUCCUGCAGGUGUUGCGCACAGCAGGUACGAGGUCGACAGGUGCAAUAAUCGGGGGUGACCCGGUUGUUGCCGCCGGGGCGGCGAUGCGACGAUGAGCUCGCUGAGGAUACUGCUUUCCCUCUACACCCGACCAGAGCCCCGAGUAGUAGCAAGGCCGGGUCGCCUCGCGAGCUGUUGCAAGGUCGAGCACAGAGGAGCGGAAGCUGGUUCAAGGCCGAAAUUAGUCGCUUGGCCAUGGACCUCGAAGCGAGGAACGGGACUGGCGGCAACGACGACAAGGAAUACACGAAUAUUUACUUCAUCGUUGGCGAUCGCAGGGAGACGGCCACCUACAAAACGGAUCAGGUCACGGAUAUGGAGCUUAAGGAACUCUUUAGAAAUGCAGCGGAGGCUGGUCCUCUGGACAUCGUGAAGCUUUGCAAGGGGGACAAAGUGUUGAACAUUUCAACUAAUUUGCCGGCGAACACACCAGACUCUCCCUAUGUUCUUCAGAUUGUCGGAGCGCAUCCGGCCUCGUCAGGGGUGAUCGAGGCGGAAGUGCUGUGGGCUCUCGAAAGACGUGUGGCGGCCUUGGAACGGCAACUUCGGGAGCAUCAAGAAGCUCUGUACGCGACACCAACGCUCGCUCUUCGUGAACUGAAGCGGCAGGUCGACAGUUUCAAGAAUAAGUUGGAGCACAACGACCAUCUCAGUUGGUUGAGUUUCUACAAACAGCUUCCAGAGCCCCUUUACGCGGAUUCCUGCCGCAGAUUGCAGUAUCGUCGGAAAAGCGACAGCAUGAAGCGGAAGGUGCGAGAAAAGUUCCUCAAUAUGUGCGAUGUGUCAGUGUCAGCGAACGUUCGAGAGUGGCUGCGCUCGCCGGCUUUCGAUGCACGGCAAUGGGAAGACGAAGAACUUCUGCUGAUGCUGCAAACGAUGUUCGUCGAGCUGGACCUACCUCAAAAGUUUAACAUUCCUUUACCAAUCCUGAGGACCUUCCUGUAUGAAGUUUACAACAACUAUAACGAAGUGCCAUUUCAUAACUUUAGGCACUGCUUCUGCGUAGCGCAAAUGAUGUACGCGAUAGCCUGGGCAGUGGAUCUUCCGUCACGAAUCGGCGACCUGGAGGUUUUUAUACUGAUCGUCUCCUGCAUCUGCCACGACCUAGAUCAUCCGGGGUACAACAACAUUUAUCAAAUAAACGCCCGUACAGAGUUGGCUCUGCGUUACAACGAUAUCUCACCACUGGAGAACCAUCAUUGCUCCGUGGCCUUUCGUGUCCUCGAGGCGCCGGAAUGCAACAUCCUGGCGUCUUUGGACAAUGCAACCUAUCGAAUCGUACGCGAAGGGAUCAUCAGAUGUAUUCUCGCGACGGACAUGGCCAGGCACAACGAGAUCCUCGGCCAGUUUACCGAUAUCAUCCCGGAAUUCGAUUAUUCUAGCAAGGCUCAUAUCAAUUUGUUGUCCAUGAUCCUCAUCAAAGUAGCGGACAUCAGCAACGAGGCCAGACCUAUGGAAGUCGCGGAACCAUGGCUGGAUAGGUUGCUUCAGGAAUUCUUCAAGCAGAGCGACGCGGAGAAGUCCGAGGGGCUUCCAGUUACGCCGUUUAUGGAUCGUGACAAAGUAACGAAGCCCUCGUCCCAGGUCAGCUUCAUCGGUCUCGUUUUACUUCCUCUUUUCGAGGCCCUCGGUGAACUGUUGCCGGAACUGCAGAGCCUAAUUGUUCAGCCGGUGAGGGAAGCGUUGGAGUACUAUCGGAAACUGAACGAGGCGGCGAAAGACGAGCGACAUCAUCGGAAAAGCGUGGCUGACUUGAGCGAAUCGACGCCGAUGAUGAUGACGCCUGGUAGCACGGUGUCGGCGAGCGUCGUCAAGUCCACCUCGUCGCACAGUAUGCGCUCGAAACGUUCCACCGGCACGUUUCACUCGCGAUCUCGAUCCACCGACGACGACAUCACGGAGAAUCUGACGGGGGAGGACGCGGAGAACCUCGAGAAUUCCGACGUGGAGACAGCGACGGAGGUGGAGGUGAGCGAGAAGACGUUGAAGUUCAAGAUCUCAACGGAGGGGACGUUGGCUGGGCCGGCAACAGGUAGGAAAAGCUACCCGGGUAGCCGGAAGGGUAGUCGAGAGAAAUCAUCAUUGGAUUAUCAUAAUCACGACCUGGCCAGGGCUGUCAGGGAGCACGGACGCGAAAGAAGACGCAGUAAAGGAGAGAAUCCUAGCAGCGAUCUGAGCUCGCCUGUCAGCGCGAUGUCCGCGGAGGGAACCAGGAUCCUGGAGGAGCUGGAGAAGCAUGAAACGGUUCUGUUAGACGGGAAAUUGAACGAACGAAGGCUGAUCGAGGGUAACGGUAACGUGGUGGUCGAGACGCAGCAGAGGAACAACCUGAAGAAACUGACGAGUAGUAGUAUAGCGGAGAACGAUCAGGAGGUCAGGUCUAGUCGCAAAGAGAUUCAGAGGGAGACGGUGGUCGGGCUCCGGUGCUGUUGCGAGGACAAAACUGAAUCGAACAAUCACAAGUCCAUUUUCUCGAGAUUGAGGAACUUCACGGAUCGGUUGAGCAUCAGCUUCGACUCGAAGGAUCCUCCCACGUCGAAACCGACGAAACACGUGUCCAAGUUGUUGAACAAGAGCAACUCGGUGAGCAACGCGGCGGCCACGGCGACCACCUCUUCCAGGCACAACAACUCUCUGGUGGUGUGCAAACGUUGCAACCUAGCGAAACCCUCGAUGAAGGAGAGCAAGGCUAUAGCGACGGUGGUCGAGCUGUCCUCGGUGGACAAGCGGGCGAUGACGUUGCCGAAGGUGAGGAAAUCGACAGACUACAAGAACAAGAGCUGGAGGAUGGUGUUCGUGAAGGAGAAGAGAUCGUCCGCUUCGUUGGAGGCUUUGCCAGGCGCGAUGUUGGACAAUUCGUUGUCGAAACACCGCCGGAAUUUCUCCAAUCCGGAGGGUAAGUCGCAGAGUAUGAGAGAGAUGAAAGGUCAGAAGAGCUUGGACAUCGAGUUCAGGGAGAUCGAGGUGCGCACGAGUAAGCAACAGCCGGAGAUCGUCGUGAAGGCUGAAGGCGGGUCGAGAGAGGCUGUGCAGGAAGAUACGAGCAAGGUAGAAAUUCGAAGAAGCUCGGCUAGUAUGGAGGACAUCUCGAAGAUGACGAAACAGACUGAAAGCGUGAUGCUCGGUUCGUUGGAGCCAAAGAAACCGGAGGAACGUCCUCACACGGGUAGCCUGGACUCGAUGCUGUGCAAAGAAUCGACCAAGUCACGGAAGAAGCCGACAACCUAUACAACGGCGGCAACGUCGAAAAAGUCCUCGCCGGGUUUGUUGUCGCGAUUCAAGUCCGGUAUGAGCAUCGACAGCACCAGGAGCAACAGCAACAGCGACUCUUUGCACGAUCAGAACUCGCAGUCGCCGAGCGGUUGGAUCUCUUCCCUGACGGCGAGCUUUCGGCCGAAGAGGCAGGUUACCGAGGCUCCUUCAUCGUCGCAUCCUCCUCGUUCACCGAGUCGAGAGGAGAUCAAGUGA